UAACAAAAUGAGGAGAUUUAUUCUGAUAGCAUUGUUGUUUCUCUGCAGCUUCAGUUGGAUCUGUGAGUCUCAGACUGUGGAGGUCCAGCAGGGUGAAGAUGCCACUCUGCUGUGCUCCAACAUUUCUACAUCUCCAACCCAGACGGACUGGUUCAGAGUGGUGAACAGAACCAAACCCAGCUGUAUCUCUGCCAUGUAUGGAGCUGAAGGUGAAGCUUCAUUCUGUGAUGGAUUAAAAGAUGGAAAAUUUGAGAUGAGCUCCAACAUGUCCACUGUCUUUCUGAGGAUCAAACAAGUGGAUUUCUCUGAUUCUGGUCUGUAUUUCUGUGGAUUCUACGUAAAGAGACAUACAGUCAUUGUCGGUGCAGCAGAGCUAAUUGUUCAAGGUAAAGGUCGACACACUGAUGUAACCUACAUUGAAAAUGGAACUCAUGUUGAAGUUCAUCAAGCCAUCGUAACAGUGAUUCUGAGCAGUCUGAUUGUUUUCUUCAUGGUGGCUGUUACUGCUUUGGUUCUUACAAUCAAAAAGUGUCAAACAGAUGCAGAGGAAGAACAGAACCCUGACAGAAACGAGGACCCUACAGACCUGAUGUUCCUCACAGAAACUAUACGAAGGAGGCGGCCUGCAGAAGAGAGAGCAUUGGAGACUCAUGUUAUUUAUACUGCCAGAACAUAGACUUGGUUUCUGAGCUGCAGAGGUGUAGAUCUACAUCUCUGCACAGGAAGAAAAUCACUGACCACAAACAUCAUGAGUUGUUUUGGAGAUCAAGAAUAAAACUGUUUGCUGAUGUUUUAAAUGAAUGUAUA
This is a messenger RNA of Melanotaenia boesemani (Boeseman's rainbowfish), 807 nucleotides long. RefSeq lists its product as uncharacterized. The record is from RefSeq and is a predicted model, not a curated record. The transcript has 6 exons. The coding region runs from base 8 to 676 and encodes 222 amino acids. NCBI's taxonomy places the organism in Eukaryota, Metazoa, Chordata, Actinopteri, Atheriniformes, Melanotaeniidae. Gene Ontology annotation, biological process: response to bacterium.